Messenger RNA from Cynara cardunculus var. scolymus (artichoke), 1317 nucleotides. Its product is annotated as S-adenosylmethionine carrier 1, chloroplastic/mitochondrial. Gene Ontology annotation, molecular function: S-adenosyl-L-methionine transmembrane transporter activity. Gene Ontology annotation, cellular component: mitochondrial inner membrane. The transcript has 12 exons. Gene Ontology annotation, biological process: transmembrane transport. The record is from RefSeq and is a predicted model, not a curated record. Lineage: Eukaryota; Viridiplantae; Streptophyta; Magnoliopsida; Asterales; Asteraceae. The coding region runs from base 128 to 1102 and encodes 324 amino acids.
AUACACAUCUCUAUCCGUAGAGAUACGACUUCCUCCAGAAGGAGUUACAUAGCAUCCUCUGUGUAGCGUUCCCCCAUCUACCCCUACUAUCAAUCCUUCAGGUGGAUAAUUCUCAUAUUGGAGCUCGAUGGGUCCUCUUACGCUAGCUACUGACACGAAGAACGCAUCAAUGUCUUCAUCAGAUGUAUCAAAGGGGAAAGCACAAAGGUUGCAGUUGAUUCCGAAAAAGUCUUUUGCAUCAGUCAGCAUAGGGGAAGAAAAGCCAUUUGAUUUCUUGCGAACCUUAUUUGAGGGUUGUAUAGCGGGAGGUACAGCUGGAGUUGUUGUUGAAACAGCUUUAUACCCAAUCGACACGAUAAAGACAAGACUGCAGGCAGCUCAUGGUGGAGGAAAGAUUGUCCUCCAGGGGCUAUAUUCUGGAUUGGCUGGAAAUCUUGUCGGUGUUUUACCGGCUUCUGCCUUGUUUGUUGGCGUCUAUGAACCUGCAAAACAGAAACUGUUGAAGAUACUUCCUGACAAUCUUAGUGCUGUUGCACAUCUGACUGCAGGUGCAAUUGGAGGAGUUGCCGCAUCUCUUGUGCGUGUUCCAACAGAGGUUGUAAAGCAAAGAAUGCAGACUCGUCAAUUUGCUUCAGCUCCUGAUGCUGUCCGACUUAUUGUUUCCAAGGAGGGUUUUAAAGGCCUAUAUGCGGGAUAUGGAUCUUUUCUUCUACGAGAUUUACCUUUUGACGCUAUCCAGUUCUGUAUAUAUGAGCAACUUCGGAUUGGCUAUAAGUUGGCUGCACGUAGAGACCUCAAUGAUCCUGAGAAUGCUGCAAUUGGUGCUUUUGCUGGUGCCCUUACUGGAGCUAUAACGACUCCCCUUGAUGUAAUAAAAACUAGGCUGAUGAUUCAGGGAUCAGCAAACCAGUAUAAAGGGAUAGCUGAUUGUGUUCAGACAAUCUUGAGAGAAGAAGGACCUCCUGCCCUUUUGAAGGGCAUCGGGCCACGAGUGCUGUGGAUAGGGAUUGGAGGUUCGAUCUUUUUUGGUGUCUUGGAGAGAACAAAGCGAAUUCUUGCAGAACGACACCAUCAAGGUUCUGAGGCCCCAAAGCAAGAUUAGUUCUUAUUCUUUGAGCUUUUAUGUACCAGCAGCAGGCAGCAGGUCAGUAAUAAUAUGCAAAAUCUCAUUACUUCCAUACCGAUCUGUAAUAAUUUGCCAUUUUUGUUAUUGUCUGCAAUUUUCUUUAACAGAAUGUAUGUAGGAUUGUUAUUACAAGUCUUCUCUUUUAUCAACACAAAUGCUAAGAUUUGAAACUACAUUUUUAAUUUUCGGAG